Messenger RNA from Oldenlandia corymbosa var. corymbosa, 513 nucleotides. Lineage: Eukaryota; Viridiplantae; Streptophyta; Magnoliopsida; Gentianales; Rubiaceae. The record is from the annotation of a GenBank genome assembly.
AUGUUAGAGAAGAGCUCGCAGGAGGAAAAUGUGACAAAAACAUGGGAGGAUGAAGGAAUGGCCAAUAAUCAAGAGGAUGCGGAAAGGCAACUUAUCGCAUAUACGAAGCCUUUGAUUACAAUUCCUCCGAUAAACUUAUUGUCUCGAUUUGAUGCCCUAGCUAAUCUAUCAGAGGAGCAACUUGAUGAUAAAGAAGAAGAACUUGUACAUUCAAAAGGAACUUUGACUGAGGAAGUGGAAAGCGAGUCUGAAACAGAAUUGGUUCUUGACGACGCACGAAAAGAGCUGCAUUGCAACUAUCUACUCGGUGAAGAUGCGACAAAAGAUAGUGGAGACAUUGGAAUGAAUGAAUCAGCUGUUGAAGAUAUGCGACUUGUUGUGUCUGAUGGUGAAGGAAAAAGGAAAAAGAGGGGAAGGCCACGGGGUUCAAAAACAGGAGUAAAAAUUCAGGAUACAGAGACUCGUCGAUCGACGAGAUUGCAAGGUGAUUCUCCACAAAAAAAUUCUCAAUGA